Schistosoma curassoni is the source of this 1051-nucleotide messenger RNA. The record is from the annotation of a GenBank genome assembly. NCBI's taxonomy places the organism in Eukaryota, Metazoa, Platyhelminthes, Trematoda, Strigeidida, Schistosomatidae.
UGUCGAGGUCUUCAUAAUCCAGUCAACCAUCAGAGGAAAGAGAAAGGGAGGAAGUAAGGAGCCUUGUUUGACUCCGGUCCUGACUUGUAAUUGGUUUGUGAGCUGUCCUCCAUACACGACUUUGCAGUGUAGUCCAUCGUAUUCAUUCCGUAUGGUGUUGAUGAUUUCCCCUGGUACAUUAUAGUGUGGAAGAAGGUUCCAUAAGGUUUUCCUAUCCACCCUCGAAUGAUUUCUCAUAAUCAAGGAAGUUGGUGUAUAGUGACGAGUUCCAUUCAAUUGAUUGUUCAACGAUGAUCCGUAAUGUCUGUGCACUACCUAUCCACACGGAAUCCGGUCUAUUGAUCUCGAAGCUGGUCGUUUACUGAAUCUUUCAUCUGGUUCGGCAACACUGUUGAAAACGUUUCUUGGUACCGAUACUAGUGUGAUGCCUGUGCAGUUCUCACACUUGCUGAGAUCUCCUUUCCUUGGUAUCCUGAUGAGAUAUCCUUCUUUCCGGUGUCUGUCUGUGUCUAUCAGUAUGUCGUCACUUGUUCCUCCUCCCAAAUCCUCCUGAAUGGAACAUGGAACAUGUUUGUGGUUACUCCGACGUGUGACUUGAAUGAUUCAGUUGGUAAAUUGUCAGGUUCGAUUGCUUCUACUGCUGUUGAUGUUUUCCCACAGUUGAUUUGUUUGAUGACCGAUCAUCCUGAUUUCUUCGAUCGUCGGUGGAGUGACAGUUGUAGGAAUGUGUGUAUGUGUUGCCUCGAUGUUCGUUGUGUUCAUUGGAGCUGUUCUAUUCAAGAGUUCGUCAACGUGUUCUACCUAUCUGUUCCUGCCUUGUCUUGUUUGUCCUUAAUCGGUCUCUCUGGUUUACUCUAUUUCCCUGCUUGUUUCUUAGUUGCGCCAUACGGUUUUCUGAUAUUUGCUUGUGUUACAGCUUUUUCCACCGUCGUUGUUAGGUGUUCCAUGUAUUUCUUCCUGUCGACUCUAAUGCUCCUCUUCACCUGUUUGUUUGCUUUGUGUACUCAGCUUGUGCCCUGACCAUCUCCGUUCUUCUUCGACUGUUGUUAAU